AUGCAGCAUUUCUCUCGAUCACGAAGCUCUCCAAGAUGGAUUCCAAAGACGGCAAGACUUGUUCUUUUCUGGCACUACCUUUUCCUUCUUUCGUUGCUGUUUUCGGUCUGCAGCGCAGCGACCGUUGUGGCGCACAGAUCAAACCAAAUAACAAGGCUACUGCGGGCCAAGGAGAGGGAGGGACGGAGAUGGCGAGCUGGAGAAGGAGAAAAAGGCCGAGGAGGCUUCGCGUGGGCAGGUCAGUGUGCGUUGAGGGAGGACAUAGAAAACGUAGGCUCCUGUUCCCUUCUUGAAGAAAGUACUGAAACAGAGUUGCCGUUUCCUUCUUCUUUUCCACUUUCUUCCCGCUUCUCUAGCGCAUCUGCCUCACUCUUGCGCAUCACAAAUUCCAGAGAAAAAAAGGCAAAGCGCAUGUGGAUAAGGAAACGACAGGGACGCACGAAUCCCUGCACCUGUCUGGAUCGCGGUCAGGCGUCUUUGUUGCCAGCAUCGACCCCGUCUUCCUCUCCUUCAAUCCCUUCUCCCUCUUCGCCAGACGCUAGCCUGGGUUCUCGGCCUUCCCCAGAACCACCAUCGACCCUCAUCGCCCCCCAGCGUUUGUUGGCUUCAUCGCCUUCUUUCUCUUCUUCCCAGCUCUCUUUCUCUUCCCUCGCUUCUUCUUUCUCUUCUGUUUCUCCGUCGAUGCCAGCAGCUGUCAGCCAGCGAAGACAAGACGCGGCACAAGGACGUCGAGGGGAACCCGGUUCGGUUCGUUCCCCUCCGUCUCGCUUGUCGUUGUCAACCUUCGUUCUUUCCUCGUGGCCCACUCCUUCGUUUAACAAAUGGUUGUCUUCUUUCUUCCCUUUCUUCUCCGACCUGCCUUCCUCACCAUCUUCCUCAUCGUCGUCUCUCUGCUCUCUUUUGUCGCCUUUCUGGGCUCUACACGGUCUUCCUGUCCUGCUUUUUGGGAGCGCUGCGACGCCGCUUGAAAAUCCCCGCAAAGACAGAAGGGAGAAAGAGGUAGGAAGAGAGAGACGAGGUCGGAGAGGACACGAGGAAAAGCAAUCUAACGGACUCGGAGAAGGAAAUAGAGUUGCUCGGCCCUUCCAAGAAAAAGCACUGGCCGCUGCUGGUGGGUUUGGCGGUGUCUCCGCGACUUUGUCCACAGCGGAUGUUCUACCUUCACACAUUUCUUCCGCCCUUUCGUUUCCUCCCUUGGAGAGGAAGGGGUGCCAUUCGAGCUGUCUCUCUUGUUCUCGCCCUAAUGCUCAAAAUGCCUGUCGCUCUUGUCCGAACCAGAUCUCCUCUCCUUCCGAAGUUUUCGCCUUCUUCUCGUCUUUCCCUGCGUCUGCCUCGUCUCCUUCUCUUUCGCCCUCUUCUUCGCCUCCCGGUGCUUCGAUCUUUCCAUUCGCGCCGGACCUUUCUGGGUCAAGCGCGUUCCUCUCUCCUUCCUCUUUCUCUGCUCUCUCUGUUCCCUUUCUUCGCUCUUUGCCCCACAUCCUUACCCCCCUCUUCCAGGACGGCAGCGGGCUCUGUAUCCCGGUCGCCCCUGGCGAUUCCUCGCCUUCUGCUGCAGACGUUUGCUUAGGCGUCGACAGCGAGGAAAACCCCGCGGUUUCUUGCAACUUCUCAUCUCAUUCUCCUCUUCCUGAAGCCGACGGGCCGCCCUCGUCCGUGUCCUCGUCUUGUUCCCUCUCGUCUAUGUCCUCUUCCUCCGCGCCUUCCUCUUUCUCUCCUGCGUCUCCUUCGUUGCCGUGCUCUUUCUCUGGGUCGGGGGACCGUCCCCUAAGAGACGAAGGCGCCAGGGGGGACACCGAGCAGCGGCUUGGAGAGGAGGAACGGGAAAAAAACCUGGAACGGAAAAAGGCAAAGGAGCGUCUAAAGGACCAUUGCCAUCCUUCCUGCCUAACCUGCCGGGCCGAUUGCUGCUACCGAAAAGCCGACAACUGCCUCUCAUGCAAUUUAACAUUCUCUUCGCUGCGGCGUCUUUAUCCGGACGGGACGGGACGUUGCCUUUCCAUUCGCAAGAGAGAAGACGAAAGCACUUCUGUCGAGCCCACUUCUUCGGGGGGGAGAGAAGACGCAGGCGAGCCAAGUGGUGGAUAUGGGGCAAUAGGAGACUGGUUUCAAGCGUUAAUAGGAUUUGCCGAUGUGCAGCCUUCCUGGGAAAUCAUCGCCGGACACCCUUCUUUGUCCGCCGUGUCUCCUCCCUAUUCCCCGCCCCCCAGUUCUUCGCCUAUUUCUAUCUCCACAUCUUCUACGACGCCUAGUCCUACUUCUUCUCCUUCCUCUUUACCUUCGUCAUUCUCCUCCUCUUAUUCGUCCUCUCCCUCGUCUUCCUCUUCUUCGUCAUCGUCGUCUCUGCCCUCUUCUUCGUCCUCGCCUCCCCCUCUUCUUGCUUCGUUUACUGCUUCUCCGUUCGCUCUUCCUCCGCCCUCAGCCUCUUCAAUAUGCCGCUCUCUUCCGUCCGCUGCUUCUGCUCUGCCUCUCCUUCACUUUCUUCACCUCUUUUUCCUCCACGCAGACAACAAUUUAGAAGAGUCUGCGCUCCUCGACAUGGAGGAAAUCCUAAAUCCGUAUAUAGGCCGACGAGCUUUGAACGCUAUUUUAGCUGCACAGAAUUCAGGUCUCUCUGGAGGCGGAACUCCUGGAGGGGCGGCUAGCCAGGCACCUACCCCGCUAGCGCCGCACCUAGCUCUAGCCCAGAUGUAUAUCGUGACUCUCUUGGAUCGACCGAAAAGUGGAAGUCCAAGCAAAGCCACCGAAGCAAGCAUAGGCCGAGUGCACAUUUGCGGAAAUCUCGAGUACACUCAAAAAGGAAAUAUUCGUGUCCGAGGAAACCAGACGAUAUUUGUCCAGGAGGGCUGGCAGGGAACAGCUGAGCUCAGUUCAGAAACUGCGUAUGAACUAUUGAGGGUCAAAAAUGAAGAUGGAAGAUUUGAAUGGAUGCUGCUGAGAGAUCUGGGAGAGAUGAACUCGCCAUCCGUCCUAGCGUCUUUCCUUCAAAGAAACUUGGAUCUAUUUCCUGCAAGACAUGCGGCGCUGACUCUCUGGAACCAUGGAAGCGCCUGGGUGGGGUUCGGUGAUGACGAGAGCAACGCUGACAAUUCACCCAUGAGCUUGAAGGAGCUGGUACAAGGCUUGCAAAAAGGCCUCCGAGGAAGUGCUCGAGGCAAGCACGACCCCGCAUUCAAAUUCAGUGUCUUAGGUUUUGAUGCGUGUCUGAUGGCGAGCUACGACGUCCUCGAAGCCGUUGCCCCCUUUGCCCAUUUUGUUAUUGCGAGUGAAGACAAUGAGCCUGGUCAUGGGUGGAAUUACCACCUGACCGACCCCACGACUCUUCUCGACAACGCGGAUGCGUCUGCUCCUCAGUCUCUCCCUCCUCCCUCCCGUCGCGAGUUUUUUUCCUCUGCACCUUCCCCGGCGGCUCUUCCUCCGUCUCUGGCUUCUCUCUCCGCUGCGCCUUCGCCCUUUCGUCUCUCAACAGCAUAUGAAUACGCGUCACGCUUCAUUGCCAGUUACGCCCUCCAUCCUCGGUCCUCGGUUGCCUUGACUCUCUCGCUGAUUGAAGUCAAAACAUUUCUAACCUUCAAACACAAAUUCGAAGAAGUCAUGGAUCAUUUGUUCGCAUGCGGCGGGAGCGCCAUCUCUUCCGUCAUUCGGCGAGCCCUUGCUGCUUCCUUCACAAUCCGCGGCUGCGAAAUGGUCAGCUUGUGCUCGUGCUUCGACCUCUUCGAUUUCCUGGAUCACCUGCUGCGCCUUCUGACUGCACAACGCCACCAGGUCUACUCUUCCUUGCCGUCGCCUUCUUCCCUGUCCUCUUAUUCCUCUGCAAACGCUGCUCCGCUCUCCAGCAAAAGAGCCGCGCCGCUGCUCUCUGUGGCGGAGAAGGUUGCAAGUCUUCGGAGGAUGCUCAAAGCCAUGGUGGUUAUGGAGGUGGGAACGAGGGAGGAAGGCAGAUAUGCAGGCCUCAGCAUGUAUUUUCCUGAUCCUAAUAUGCAGCUGAACUGCAAAAACACGCGCGGCGCGUCCCUCUGGGCAGAGCAAUAUCACCGGUCUGUUCAGUCUCGCUAUGCCGCCUUCGUCACGUCGGUCCAGAAGAACCAGCGAGGAAGUGUUUGCUACUUUUCUUCGACUCUCGCGUCCUCUCCCGCGUCGUCAAUUGGGGCCUCUCCGCAUCCAGCAGAGGAAGCAGAAGAGGAACGCUUUGAAGUUCUGGAGGCGCGACUCCUGGGAGGGAAGCGCCAGGGAGGACACCACCUAGUCGGCCUCGCUGCCAUCGCGCCUGCAAGUCUCAUGUUCGCUCUCAUGUUCAGGGGCUUCGUUUCUUCGGUGCAUGGCAAUGGGCGCUCGGCGCCUCCUGCGGCUCGUCCCCAGCCACAACGAGAAGAGCAGAGUCCAAUGCAGCGCCGCGAAGGAAAUCUGGCAUCUUCUUCGGCUUCUUCAUCUUUCCUGGAGUCCUCUUCCACUCCGCCUCCCACCCCACAAAUAGGAGUCAGCACAGCCAAAGAGGAGAGAAAAGAGAGAGGCCGAGGAACGUUCCACAUUGUCGUCGAAGUGUUCAGCACGUUACAAGCCUCCAUGACGGACAUCACCGACGUUGACUGGUUGGGGACUCUACCCGAAGAACAAGAAGAACAACAAGAAGAAGGACGGGAAGAAGAACGGGAAGAAGAACGGGAAGGAAGCAGAAGCUCAGGGGCGACGAAACGUGGGACCCCUGGGAAAAGGGAAGACUCCGCACCAGAGGCCGGAAAACGAAAGAACCACCCAGAAAACUCAAGGGAGCGCUUUGGUCGGCACGGAGAGACUGAGGCGGAAAGAGAAGACAGCGAGUCGGAAGGGAAAAAGACACCAGGGGGAGAAGAGACAGCAGGGCGAAACGAGAGACAAGACGCGAAGCGAACACCGGGAACUGCAGAAGCGGCUUUCAGCUCAUUUUCAGCGUCUCCCAAAGAACGCAAGGGCCGCAAAGGAGCAAAUACAGAGCAGCAUAAGGUUGAUCCUCCACGGCGCAAGCCGGAAAACCUCUCGGUCGCUGAAAGCUGGUGGGACGAGCGCGUGUGGCUCCUCAGGCAACAGCGAGCAGUUCUGCCGUCCUUCAAAGAUCCUCGGAGGCGGCCUCUGGCGAUGCAACGACGACGAACAAGAGAAGAAACAGAAGACGAGGCAGAUGAAGGACAGACAGACAGAGAAGACGAGAGAGAAGAGGAAGGACAGGGCGAAUACUUGGAGUCGCUUCUGAUCGCCAUGCAGGAUGUCCCUGAGAGUCCUUCAAGAAGAAACACUGAAGAGCGCCGAAUCUUCACGUUUCCUUUUAUCUUCUAUGAAGACGCUGCGGCACUUGAAUGUGCUCAGAGAGCAAUGCGCUCCACAUUCGCUCACCCAAACUCGGCCUCUCGUUCCUCGUUGGCCGCUCAGUCUGUCUCUCCGUCUCCUUCAGCCUCAGGUGAAGGCACCCCAUACACUGACGCCUCUGCCAGUAAGUCGUCGGCGCUUCCUUCUCAGCUCGCUUCUUCCCCUCGCGAGGCUCUAGCCGCUGCCGCAGCGCAGACGCGUGUGCUUACGGCGCGUCGACUGGCAGAAGAGGAAGAAGAACAGAGAACGGUCAAGGAAGAGACGAAGGAUGAGAUGGCUGAAGAGGACGGUAUUCCUUUUGGUUCGGUGGAUACGUCCCGUUCACGGCCUUCCUCUGCAUGGCUGUCAGGCCGAAGUGGCGAAAGCAAGAGAAAACGCGAAAUCGAACAUGAAGGGACAGAAGGGACCUUCUUCACGCGGCCUCUAGUAAUCUCGUCGGAGACACUCUUUUCUCUACCCUCCUCUGGAGGCGAGACUGCCGCGCGCCGCCACCUGCAGUCGAGACGGGGCGAGACUCACGACUCUUCCGCGGCUUCUUCCAGUUCGUCCCCGCAUGCGCUCCCGGCUGCUUUCGGGGGUGCGCUUGGCCAGCGAGAAGACGGCAGAGCCUGUGGAGAACGCGCAUAUCUCUUAGGAGAAAUGGAAGGAGACAGGGUGUCUAAACUGACUCUCUACGUGGUGGUGAACAACAUGCCAAAUGAGCGUCCACAGUCAAGCGGCGGAAUCCUGCAGCCCAUCCGAAAAACCUUCACGUUCGAACAUCACCAGCCGCGUCUUGGUCUUGCUUUUGCCUCUUCCUCGAGCUCAGCGGAAAGGCAAGGUCGGCGCUUGAGUGAAACAGAUGACGAAGAGCAGCGAGAGGCCUGGCUGAAGGAACAACUUGCUGCUGCCCUACGAGAGGAGCGUGAGGGUCACACCUUCAUUGCUUCUGUCGGCAGAGGUACGGACCAAUGGCAGACCGGGGACAGGCGAAGACAGGAGGAAGGAAAAGAGGGGACGGACGAAGGAAAGAAACAGGAAACGAACUCAGCCGCGGCGCCAAAUAGGGACAAGGAGAGGACGGAUCAGUGGUUGGAGAAUGAACAGAGUGGGAAGAAGAAAGAAGGCGGAAAGGAGGAUAAGCAGGGCGAAGAGCGACGAGAUGGAGAAGCAACUAGCAGUGAACGCGCGGCGCAGCGGAAGAGAAGAGGAGACGAACAAGGAAACACGGAGACAGUUAGAUGGUCCAAAAUCACCAUGGAAGAACUCACCCAGGAUGUCUUAUUUCUGUGGGGAGAAAAAGAAGAUGUCGGGGAACUGGAGAUUGUUUCAGUAUCGCGAGGAGCCUACGCGCGCAUGCAGAAAGAGAGACAGACCGACGGCAAGAAGGGCACCACCGAAAACAAGCAACAGAGGGAAGAAGCGAGGCAUGCGAGAACGAAGGACGAAGGGGAUAGCGAAGACGCGCACAGGGCUGACAUCAGAGAAGAGGAGGACAACCUCCCGGAGAUCGACUCACGCCAUGUCUUAGGUUUUGUGAUGCAGAGUGUGACGGAGCAACGAGGAGGCUUCCUGCUGUCUCUGCCGUCGCCAAAAGACGAGACGCCGCCUUCGUCUUUCUCUUUCUUUUCGUCCCUCUUCUCUUUUGGAGAAGGUGAAGAACAGAAAAAGAAAGAAGACGACUGCCAACCAGCAUGGAUAGGCGACGGCAUAUGUGACCCUCCAUGUGAUCGCCCAGAGUUUUCGGCUGAUGGCGGCGACUGCCCGCACCGCAGUCGCCUAGGGCGUCUGUGGCUUGACCAGCAGCAGCCCACAGGGCCUUGCAUAAACAACCAGUGUGGACUGAACGCGAUAUGCGAAGAAACUCCGGUUCCAUCCAACGUUACGCUGUCCCUUAGUGGUCUCCCUUCCCAAUCCCGUCUCUUUUACUUUGAAAAAGAGGUCGAGACAGAGCCUGCUUCCGCUUCUUCGGUGUCUCCCUCUUCUGAUUCGCCUCACUCCUCGUCUUUCUCGGCGUUGGCCUCUGUAUCUGCCCCGUCGUUCGCUUCCUCGGUUCCCUCUCACUUCUCUUCCUCUCGGGAGAGAGGCAGCAGCUCGGCAACGACAGGAAAGACCGGGUCGGAGCGAAAACAGUCAGUGCAGGAGAGUGCAGCUGAGAAUCAGGCUCCACCGCGCGCUCCAGCGACGUCCACAGUGUGGUUUACACCACAGGGCGCGUAUCGCUGCCGGUGCAAAAUCGGCUACGAGGGCGACGGUCUGAAUUGCAGAGACGUCGAUGAGUGUGCAGCUGGAGCGACUUCCCCUUGUCACCCCGCUGCUCUGUGCAUCAAUACGAAAGGGAGUUUCCGAUGCGUCUGCAAGGCUCACUACGUCGGCGACGGCAUCUCCUUCUGCAUGCCCCAGUCCGAAGUCGCUCAGGGCGACACUCUCAGCGACUUGGAGCAUCGCCGAUGCGUCGACAGAGACGGCAAGCCGUUAUGUCCCUCGACUCUGCACUGCCUGCCCGACGGCUCCUGUGGGUGCAACGAAGGCUACGUCCAAACCACCGAAGACACUUGCGAAGACAUCGACGAAUGCGAAGAGGGCUUAGCCUCCUGUGCGCCGUCUGCUCUUGCGCUCUGCAUCAACACGGAGGGAGGCUAUUUCUGUAGCUGCCGAGAAGGCUACGAAGGCGACGGGCGCCAGUGCGUCAAGGGGCCGUCAGUUCUACACGCCCGGCUUGUCGUUUCUGUCGACCUUCGACAGACGAUGGAGAAAGAAGGAGGCGUCGAGGAAUUCACUCGCCUUUUUAGAGACUCAGUUGCGGAAGCAGUUCCCACGCUGACCCGCGAGCGAAUUGAGGUCCUCAGUGUCUCUGACGGAAGCGUUAGUAUUCUGCUUCGCAUCCAUCCUUCUCCAUUUUCGUCUCGCAAGAAGCCGCCUUUUGCUACCCGGGAAGCGGGCUCAGAAGAAGGAACACGCGAGAGGGGUGAAAUGGAGAGCGCCUUCACGAUGGAAGAAGGAAAGGACAGGAGAUUUGUGAGAGAAGAUGAGCCACCUUUGACUUCCGCGGAAAUUCUCCUGGCGCUCCAGUGUCAACUCGAAGACCCCACGUCUCCCUUGCGGACAGGACCGUUUGGGGAGUAUGCGGCAGUUAGCUCGCUCGAAGAAUACCACUUUCUCACGAAGGCUCAGGCAUACGGCACACACGAUGUGCUAGACCUUCUAACCAAGUGGUUGCCUACGUGGAUUACAGACCACGUUCCCAAGUCGAUCAUCGUAGGAAUGGAACUGUGCUUCUUCGUCGUGAUGUUCCUCAUUCUCUUGAACUGCCUCAUCAAAAUAUGCAAACGGAAGAAGAAAAGACGCCUCUCUAUUCUCUUCCCUCUUCUUCCUCCGCCUCCUUUGUUUUUCCAACUCGGCCACAAGGCGAGACCCGGAGUGACCGACAGGGGAAAGAACGAAGAGGACGCAGUUUUCCAAGAGACGGCGAGGAAGGAAGACGAGAUGAAGACACGCUCGAGAAAAUGA
This is a messenger RNA of Neospora caninum, 8826 nucleotides long. RefSeq lists its product as hypothetical. The transcript has 13 exons. Gene Ontology annotation, molecular function: calcium ion binding. The coding region runs from base 1 to 8826 and encodes 2941 amino acids. Lineage: Eukaryota; Apicomplexa; Conoidasida; Eucoccidiorida; Sarcocystidae. The record is from RefSeq and is a predicted model, not a curated record.